Molecule: messenger RNA, 192 nt
Organism: Prunus armeniaca (apricot)
Lineage: Eukaryota; Viridiplantae; Streptophyta; Magnoliopsida; Rosales; Rosaceae
Source: the annotation of a GenBank genome assembly
AUGUCGGUCGAUUUCACGACGGUUAAAAAACCGGAUACACGACGGUGGAUUACCGUUGUCUAUUGCAAUUUUUGUAGUAGCGGGCCAGCCACCACCGCCAUCAACCUUACCAUUCUUAGCCCUCAGUUCAAGAACUUACACAGCUUUGUUUCAUCGGGACUGAGGGCUAAAUCAGCGAGGCACAUGGCCUGA